AUGGUAUCUCACAAGCUGCUUGCUGAUCGUGAUGGUCCAGAAACGAUGCUUAUGCUCCGGUUGGUUCAUGCCUGGGGUUCUUAUUCCAUCAAGAAUCCAGAGCAAAUUUUUUCGUAUUGUAUGUUGUGGAAUGAUGAAGAGGGAACUUUGAUACAGGGUUCCGCUUUGUCUUCUUUGACUGGUUAUUUUGGUGAUCGUCUUCGGCUUGAUUCUGUCUACUUUGUGCACGGGGUGAAGGUCCAGCCUCCUGGUAGCAUCCAUCGUUGUUGUUCACACCGGUUGACCAUUGUCCUUUCCCAUGAUUCUGUGUUUGAGGAGGUGCCGGAGUGCGAUCCUCCUUUUCGGCGAGACGCCCUUUGA
Molecule: messenger RNA, 360 nt
Organism: Linum trigynum
Lineage: Eukaryota; Viridiplantae; Streptophyta; Magnoliopsida; Malpighiales; Linaceae
Source: the annotation of a GenBank genome assembly